Molecule: messenger RNA, 1684 nt
Organism: Osmerus eperlanus (European smelt)
Lineage: Eukaryota; Metazoa; Chordata; Actinopteri; Osmeriformes; Osmeridae
Product: calsequestrin-2-like
Exons: 11
Coding region: 30-1259 (409 amino acids)
Biological process (GO): regulation of cardiac muscle contraction by regulation of the release of sequestered calcium ion
Cellular component (GO): Z disc; sarcoplasmic reticulum lumen
Molecular function (GO): calcium ion binding
Source: RefSeq, a predicted model, not a curated record
UUACUGGAUAUUUCCAAACUUGGAGAACCAUGCAGCCUUUUUCAUUGUCGAUGCUGGCCUGUCUUUAUCUAUCACUGGCAACACUGUCCUUCGCCGAGGAGGGCCUGGAGUUCCCCAGCUUCGAUGGGAAGGACCGCGUUCUGGACAUCAAUGAGCGCAACUACAAGAAAGCUCUGAAGAGGUUUGACAUGCUGUGCCUGCUAUAUCAUGAGCCUCUGCCAACCAAUAAGGGCAUGCAGAAACAGUUCCAGAUGACCGAGCUGGUACUUGAGCUGACAGCCCAAGUCCUGGAGGACAAAGACAUUGGGUUUGGCAUGGUGGACUCCCAGAAGGAUGCCAAAGUGGCCAGGAAACUGGGGCUGGAAGAGGAGGGCAGUCUGUACGUCUUCAAGGAUGAUCGCGUGAUCGAGUUUGACGGGGAGCUCUCGGCAGACACUCUGGUGGAGUUCCUGCUGGAUGUGUUGGAGGACCCAGUGGAACUUAUUAGUAAUGCCAUGGAAAUCCGUGCCUUUGAAAGAAUGGAGGAAGACAUACGUCUCAUUGGUUACUUCAGGGGAGAAGACUCAUACUACAAGGCCUUUCAGGAGGCCUCAGAACGUUUUCAACCCUACAUCAAGUUCUUUGCCACAUUUGACAAAGCCGUGGCAAAGCAUCUUUCUCUAAAGAUGAAUGAGGUGAACUUCUACGAGCCCUUCAUGGAGGAACCAUCCAUUCUUCCUGGAAGGCCUCUCUCGGAGAUGGACAUCGUUGACUUUGUCAACCAACACCGAAGGGCUACUUUGAGAAAACUGCGUGCAGAAGACAUGUUUGAGACUUGGGAAGAUGACAUGGAUGGAAUUCACAUUGUGGCUUUUGCGGAGGAGGAAGAUCCUGACGGCUAUGAGUUCCUGGAGAUUCUGAAAGAUGUAGCGAGAGACAAUACCAACAACCCAGAGCUGAGCAUCGUAUGGAUCGACCCAGAUGACUUCCCUCUGCUAACCACCUACUGGGAGAAGACCUUCAAGGUUGACCUAUUCAGGCCUCAGAUUGGAGUGGUCAAUGUGACAGACGCUGACAGCAUCUGGUUGGACAUGUCCAACGACGAGGACCUGCCCACAGCGGAGGAGCUGGAGGACUGGAUAGAGGAUGUGCUGUCUGGGAGGGUCAACACGGAGGACGACGAUGUAGCGGAUGAUGGUGAUGAUAAUGACCGUGAUAGACAUGAUGGUGGUGACAGGGAUGACAAUGAUGAAGAGGAUGACCGUGAGGAGGAUGAUUAGCCAGACUGCUGGUCUAUGCCUUGGCCAUGCAAAAAAAAGGCCAUCUUGUCACAUUGUCAUUACCCUGGUAUUGACAUGGAAAUUGGGUGACUGGUAGUAACACAGUAAUACUUUCUGUAGGUUUUGUACAAGGUAAAUAGUAUCUAUAUAAUAUAUCAGCAAAACAAAAGCUAGGCAAUUGUCAGGCUACAUUGUACAAGAUAUCUUAGAUUGGCUCCAUCAAUGAGAACAUUUUCAAAAUUAGAAAUUUAAGCUAUGGAUUGUAAGCUAAGAUAAAUAUUAUUUAGGUAUAGAGUGUCUUAGUAGAACGAGUCAGUACCUCACACAACAACAAAUCACUUUGUGUUCUGUACUGUGGUUGUGUAAUAAUUGAUUGUCCUUGAAUGGUUGCUGUGAUAACAUAUGAAUAAAUCUGACUUGACAUU